AUGUUUCCUAUUUCCAGUUGGAGUACUUCACCAUUACCAAAAAGCCAUGUCGCAGUACUACAGCUAACACAUUAUCUUCAGAUGUUCCUCAAAUACAAGAUGUUUAAAGUAGACAUAAAAGCUAAGCAGGUUGGUCCUUCAUUUGUACACUUGGAUAUAAAAUCGUCGAUUUUGGGACAUAUUGACAUUCUGCAAACUGUAACACCGAUUGAACCACUUGUACAAAAAGUGUCUCAUAGGUUCUACGCACGACGGGGUCUCGGACCUAUGGUAAAGUUAAUGAUUUUCGCUGAAAGUGUUAUGUUUCAAAGAGACAUGUUUAUCUGGAACCACAAAGUAUUUCGGAACACACCAAUACUAGUUAAAGAAGAUAUUGCCAUAAAAAAGUUUCGAAUGUGGUUCUCUCAAUUUUAUACUGAAAACAGUAUCUCAUUUAUUGACGCGCGAAAACUAUUGGAUUGGUAACAUGUGUAUAUGUGUUUUUACUAAACGUAGAAAAUAAAUAUUUUUACAAUUCAGAACAAAUGAAGUGUUAUGAUAAAUAUGUAAAUGAAGAUUAAAAUGA
This is a messenger RNA of Bactrocera neohumeralis, 565 nucleotides long. RefSeq names its product cholesterol 7-desaturase nvd (gene nvd). Bases 1 to 465 code for a protein of 154 amino acids. Gene Ontology annotation, biological process: cholesterol metabolic process. Gene Ontology annotation, molecular function: oxidoreductase activity. The record is from RefSeq and is a predicted model, not a curated record. The transcript has 3 exons. NCBI's taxonomy places the organism in Eukaryota, Metazoa, Arthropoda, Insecta, Diptera, Tephritidae.